GUGAAAUUUGAAUAUCCUACAUUAUGAAGUCCUAAUGUUUGUAUGUGGGUUAGAGAUAGCAUGUGCCAUCUGUUGACUCCUCUUAGUCAUGUUCUAGUUACUAAGGGUAGUUGCGUCACUGUCAUGGUGAUGAUGCGCUGUCAUCGACCUCAGUUUAUGAAGGUUUGUAUGUUUAGAGGCAGAGUGUAAAUAUAUAUGUUUAUUGAGUGUCCAGAAAAGCGCUAUAUAAAUGUAACAAAUUAUUAUUUGUGUCUGUGGACAAACUACUUUCAUUCAGGGUGUUUGGAAACUCAUACUGUCUGCACACGCUUUAGCUCUCACAUAUUCUGCCUCUUACUCGCAUGGGAGACUGCAUAAUUCAUCAGUGAUGAAUGGGUCAGCAUGUGUUAUGUUCAUACCUCCCGUAAAAAGCCAUGUUGUACACAGUCUUUCUCCAUUUACUUCCUGUAUAUAUAAAUUCUUGCUUCUGAUUGGUCAAUUUUGUCAUUCUAUAUUUAAAUAUGUUUGUAUGAUGAGGUCAUUACUGUCUUCAUUGCUGUACUAGUUUAGUAUCUGUCACUUAAACUGUUCAGUAUUCAUACAGUGAUUUCAGCUUCAAAAUAUAGUUGGGGACAAAUUUCAGAUUCUGUUUAUUCAGACGGUAGUAUUUCCAGGUAGGUGCUGACAGCGAGAGAGUGUUUUGAGGUCUGCCUCACUCGUACUGCAGCUCUCAGUGACUCAGCAAGAGAAAACGCAACGCAGCUUUCGGGAUGAGAGACUAGAAACGGAUAAAAAUGACUCAAGACGGGCUAUUAACAAGCCUUUUUAUUCACCAGACCCAGACAGGAGACUUAAGAUGAAGAACGCGGAGGGUUGAUGUUGACAAUUUGUUUGGAAAACCGGACGAUGCUGCAGUUAGCCAGCGCACUAAAAACGUGAAUCCAGAAGGGUGGGAAUAAUCUUUCACAUUCAUUCUCAGAAGGUUUUGCAACAGAAGACCCACACGAGACUUUGCACGGCCGCAGAAUCAAUUUACACAUUUUAUUCUCUCUGUAACUUUAGCUUACGAAAGAGAGUUUCGAGCUGCCGAUGGGAGUGAGAAUCAUACCGAAAUAUCUCGUAUAUCAGAGGAGAAGCUCGACAGUUUACUGUGAAAACGGGACACACCCUGAGGGAGUGCCAUUCGCUCACACACACUCACUAACAUCUUUGCUUUACAUGCAGAAAUGGCGACUGCCUCAGAUUACCAGAGACACUAUAAUGUGAAAGAUGAGGUAGACGGUGUGGAGAUGCAGUCGGACGAGGGGACGGAGUGGCUCACGGAGCUGCUGACCGAUGUGCAGCUCCAGCAGUACUUCCUGCGUAUCCGUGACGACCUCAAUGUCACACGUCUCUCACACUUUGACUAUGUCAAAAACGAGGACCUUGAAAAGAUUGGCAUGGGCCGCCCAGGACAGAGGCGUCUGUGGGAUGCAGUGAAAAGAAGAAGGGCCAUGUGUAAGCGCAAGUCGUGGAUGAGCAAGUCUCUGUGCUUGGGCCAGCAGGUAUUCACCGGGAAGCGACCCGACUCGGAUGCCCAGACCCCAACAUCACUCCGAAGUUUAUCCCCCUCCCCGGCACAGCCAGAAGGCCAGCCGGCGGAUCUCACCUGCCUUAUCAGUGACCGAGACCUCACCCUCAAUGAGAAACUAGGAGAUGGAUCCUUUGGAGUGGUGAAACGUGGAGAAUGGCAAGCCCCCUCAGGAAGAGUCCUGAAUGUGGCCGUGAAGUGCCUGAAGACGGAUCUGUUGGAGCAGGGUGAUGGUCUAGAUGACUUCAUAAGGGAAGUGAAUGCCAUGCACUCCCUUGAUCACCAUAAUCUCAUUCGCCUGUAUGGCGUGGUCCUUACGCACCCCAUGAAGAUGGUGACAGAACUUGCCCCAUUGGGUUCUUUUUUGGACCGCCUGAGGAAGCGGCAGGGUCAUAUAUUGAUAUCAGUGCUGUGCCGUUACACCGUUCAGAUCGCCUGUGGCAUGGCGUACCUAGAGUCCCUGCGGUUUAUCCACAGAGACCUGGCAGCACGCAACAUCCUUUUAGCCUCUAAUGACCUAAUCAAGAUCGGUGACUUUGGUCUCAUGAGAGCCCUGCCUAAAAACGAUGAUCAUUACGUCAUGCAGGAACACCACAAAGUCCCUUUUGCCUGGUGUGCUCCAGAGAGCCUGAAGACACGUACCUUCUCCCAUGCCAGUGACACUUGGAUGUUUGGAGUGACAUUGUGGGAAAUGUUCACUCACGGUCAAGAGCCAUGGGUUGGGCUCAACGGUAGCCAGAUUCUUCACAAGAUCGAUAGGGAGGGAGAGAGGCUUAUCAAACCAGAAGACUGUCCGCAGGACAUUUAUAAUGUCAUGCUACAAUGCUGGUCACCCAAACCAGAAGACAGACCGACAUUUGUGUCCCUCAGGGACUUUCUGGUGGAGACCAUGCCCACAGACAUGAGGGCACUCCAGGACUUUGACGAGCUCGACAAACUUAAAAUUCAUGCCAAUGACAUCAUCACCAUCAUCGAGGGCAGAGCGGAGAACUACUGGUGGAGGGGUCAGAACAGACAGACUUUGAAAGUGGGACAGUUCCCCAGAAAUGUGGUGACCUCUGUGGCUGGCCUGUCUGCUCAGGACAUCAGCCGACCUCUCAAACACAGUUUCAUCCACACAGGACACGGAGACACAGACCCGCACCGCAGCUGGGGCGCCCCUGACAAGAUCGACGACCUGUAUCUUGGCAAUCCCAUGGAUCCUCCGGAUGUUCUUGGGUUUGAUUCGACCUCGGCCAAGCCUACCAAACUGCCAAACCGAGCCAAAAAACAACCUCCUCCUAGGCCUCCUAAGCCAGCGGUUCUUCUUAAGAAACCGUUCUACGAUUCUGUGCUUGAUGAUGACGACGACGACCUGAUAGUGACGGGUGUGAAGAAGCUCUCUCUUAAAACCCCCACAUACCUGGGUUUGCGUCUCCGCCCUUGGGAAAGCACCAGCCCGAGGGACUUCCUCAGCGAAGUCUCUCUUAUUGACUUUGGAGACGACAGUUUCAGCUCCACCUCGCCCUCCCCCGUUACAGAGACACCCAAUCCCAGCACGCCAAAACCAACCCUGUCCUCCGCCGCUUCCAUCCUGGACAUGGUACCACCGCAGAGCCCCAACCGUUCCCUGCCUAACCCCUUGCACCCCACACCGGUUGUGGAUUGGGACGUGCGUCCCCUGCCUCCUCUCCCGGCGUACGACGAGGUGGCUGUGGAGUGUGAGGAGCAGGAAGACAUCGAGGUGCGUUCCAUAAACGCAUCUGCGGCGCAGGAAGACGCUGCAGGUGAUGAGAUGCGAUCAGAAGACGACGCUAAAACCAACCAUAAGCGCACCAUAGAGGACAACCUCUUCCUACCAUCCAAACGUUUUGAGGAGAGCCACUUAUUUUCACAAUCGGCAGACAUCUUCAAGGAGCUUCAGAAGGAGGUGAUGGUGAAGCUUCGGGUCCCUCCGACGGGACGUUCCCUGCCGUCUUCACCCCUUCUCAUGCCUUCAACUCUCACACCCCACCGCCAGAUCAUCCUGCCCUCCUCCUAUGAGGACAAGCCUCAGAUCCCCCCUAGACUCCCUAUCCCACCCAUGCGGCCCUCUAAGCGGGCAGGAAUAUACGGCAGCAGGCUUUCGGUCUCGCUUGGUGACCACGACGAUGUGAGCCGUUGUCCUCCGCAGAUACCCCCAAGGGAUCACGCGGUAUCCCAGCCCAACUCCCGAGCUCCAAGUCCUAUGGCACCACAGGGCGGCUCUCCUCAACAAAGAUCUAGCCUUUGCUGCGUCGGGUCGCUAGGUUCUUGCCUCUCCCCAUCGUCGUACUCGUCAGCGCCCUCCAGCUCCUCCACAACCUCUUCCACGUCGACAUCCACCACCACCAGUUCCCAAUAUGGCUCAACUGACAUAAGGCAGACUCAGGCAAAGAGCCCCAUCCUGCCUUCAGUGUAUGGAGGUGUGAAGGCCACCACUACUCAUUAUUAUCUUCUACCAGAGAAACCAGUGAAUAUGGAGAGGUUUGACCGGUUCGUGAAGGAUCCAGAGGGAAAUGAUGAGAAAAGAACUACAAAUAUGGCCACCGUGAGGCCUAUGGUUCAACAGCAAGUCAGUAGUCCCCUGCCUUCACCUAAUAACAGCAGGAGCUCGCAAAGUCUGGCAUGGCCGAGUAUUACAUCCGCACAAUCCGGUGUCUACAGCCGUGUCCCGCUACAACAGGUUCAGGAGGCGGUACAUGGCGUUACUGUAGAGGAGUGUCAAGCGGCCCUUCAGACUCACACUUGGAACGUUCAGGAGUCUGUGAAAUACUUGAAGGUGGAGCAGCUGUUCCGACUCGGUCUGAAGCCUCGAUCUGAAUGUGUGGAAGUUCUGGAGCGAUGUGGCUGGAACCUGGAGCAGGCCAGCAUCCAAAUGCUGGAUUCCUAUAGUCCAUCUAGACAUAGGUUCUAACAGUAAGAGGAUGGAGCCAAUGAUAAUCAAGCUUCACAGACGCCACAUCAGUCAGUAGUGCUUAUAAUAAAUGCAAAUUUCACUUGCUUGACAUAAAAUACUGUGAAUUACAAAAAGGGGCAGCGUACAAGGUUUUGUUGUACCCAACGCCUGCUUAGUAAGUUUUCAAAUUCAUUGCUUGACUGCAUAUGUCGUGAUUUUCCAAGACUUCUUUCUUCAGUCUGAGAAACGCCUGUAGUUUAUUCAGUGUAUUUAAUGUAAAGAUGUUGCACUAGCACAAAAAACUUUGGAUGUAUGGACUUGUAUUAGGCCUGUUUCACACAAACUGUUUCAACUGUUGUCAGUGUGGCACUGCUUAGCCGAAGCGUAUACAGUAUAGGUAUAGUCAGAGCCUUUUUGUUUUGUUGUGUGCUGAAAUCAGUAGAAAAGGAGCGUUUGGAGACAACUCUCAUUUGAAGUGUAAUGUAAAUGCUCAUUUCAUUUAUGGCUUUUUUCGAAAUGAAUGCUUAAUGUGCUAACGCAGAAAUAAUUGUAAUUUUGUAUAUUGCACUACAGUUCUCUGACGCAGCGUGAAAGUUUAAUGUGCUGCUACACUGACGUGUGAAACAGGCCUAACACUCCAGUCCUCCUGUUAACUCUCGUUCAUGAAGUUGCAUGCUGAACACAGAUCUCAUUGAUGCUAAUGAGCUUUCGCUAGAUUUUCAGGAUUUUCAGUGGUCUAUUUUUCAUGUGCCAUGGCUACAAUAUUUAUUGUAUUUAUUAAUUUCAUUUCUUUGCCAGAAGUCUUCAGUCUCUUGUGUUUAACCACCAAAGACAUGUGUCAUGUUCUUUCAUUUGUUUACACAGUCACUGCUUCAGCUGCCAUUUUGAAUGAAGAACAAGCUUUUUAAUUUCGGAUAAGUGAGCGCUGAACUUUGUUGCACGCCUUGCGAUUUUUCUCAGGUUCAACAACUAUAAUUAGUCUUUGUGCGAAGAGUGCAUCACAUGUAUUAUUAUAAGGAAAAGCAUUUGUUAUACACGUGGAAUACGCCUGUAACAGCCUUGAUGUACUUUAGUCGUCUAUUAGAAAGUAGUUUAACUGUGUCGAUAGUUUACAAUUAAGCGUCACACACUUUGAAUCAAUCACACACAGAGGCUUCUGCUUUGCAUCUGUGUAAUGUUCAUCAUCUCUGUGUCCAGAUGCUUAUAACUAGCGUUUAUUCCACUUGUUUUGUGUACAUGUCUAUGCAAUCGUUGGUGCGAUACAGUUUUUAAAAUAUAGCCUGUGUCAGUGCUCACCUCAUCAUGUAGAGUUCACUCCACUCUUUCUGAAGUGGUUGGCAGAAUGACGGGCUUAUUGUAAAAGCUUUAUACAUGUGUAUUGUAUACUUAUUUAUCUGUAUUUUUGUAAUAAAUUCAAUCUUUAAAACUUGAAA
Messenger RNA from Triplophysa rosa, 5878 nucleotides. It is a transcript of the gene tnk2a, whose product is annotated as tyrosine kinase, non-receptor, 2a. Gene Ontology annotation, biological process: negative regulation of epidermal growth factor receptor signaling pathway; regulation of keratinocyte differentiation; protein phosphorylation. Gene Ontology annotation, cellular component: extrinsic component of cytoplasmic side of plasma membrane. The record is from RefSeq and is a predicted model, not a curated record. Gene Ontology annotation, molecular function: protein binding; protein tyrosine kinase activity; protein serine/threonine/tyrosine kinase activity. Lineage: Eukaryota; Metazoa; Chordata; Actinopteri; Cypriniformes; Nemacheilidae. The transcript is spliced from 16 exons. The coding region runs from base 1206 to 4463 and encodes 1085 amino acids.